This is a messenger RNA of Chelmon rostratus (copperband butterflyfish), 5236 nucleotides long. RefSeq names its product lysyl oxidase-like 4 (gene loxl4). Gene Ontology annotation, cellular component: membrane. Gene Ontology annotation, molecular function: protein-lysine 6-oxidase activity; copper ion binding. The coding region runs from base 102 to 2531 and encodes 809 amino acids. The record is from RefSeq and is a predicted model, not a curated record. The transcript has 15 exons. Lineage: Eukaryota; Metazoa; Chordata; Actinopteri; Chaetodontiformes; Chaetodontidae. Gene Ontology annotation, biological process: peptidyl-lysine oxidation.
ACACUCCUUCACUCAGUCACUCUCCCCUUGCCAGUGACGGCCACCACUGCAAACAUUUUCUGCCUGCCAGACGGACCCCCCCCCCCCUCCUCUCAGUCACGAUGACCCGCACCCUCUGCUUGAGCUUUCUCCUCUUCCUCCUGGUGCUGGCCCUCUCCUGUCCCGCUCGCGCUGAACCGCGACGGACCACGUCCUCUCAGCGCCGGGCGCCUCGCGCGCCAGCCGCCAAGGUGCGUCUGGCGGGCAACUACGCGCGAGAGCCCAACGAAGGGCGCGUGGAGGUGCUGCACAACAACACCUGGGGGACCGUCUGCGACGAUCAAGUAGACAUCAAAUUGGCCAACGUGGUGUGCCGAGAGCUGGGUUACCAGGGCGGCAUAACGUGGGCACACAGCGCCAAAUAUGGAGAAGGAGCGGGACCAAUAUGGAUGGAUAAUGUACAGUGUGAUGGCUCAGAGAAGUCCUUGAAGGACUGCAAACACAACGGUUGGGGGGUGAAUGACUGUAAACACUCUGAAGACUUGGGGGUGGUCUGCACCACUGAGCGCAGGCUGGAUCAGACAGUCAGCAGAGGCUACACCACCGCCACCAGGCCCAACGGCAGCCCCGCACCUCAGUGGCAGGGCCCUGUGUCCUCCCGUGGGCAUCCAGGAUAUGGCUAUUAUGGAAACGGACACCCACAAGAGAACCCCAGGUUCCAAAGACACCACCACUACCAGGGUCACAGUAAGGUGCAAAUCCAAGAGGUCCGUCUUCGUCCCAUCCUCAUGGCUACCAAGAGAAAGAGCCUGAUCACGGAGGGUGUGGUGGAAGUGAAGCAUGCUGGGAGGUGGAGGCAGGUUUGUGACCUGGGUUGGAGCCUCAACAGCAGCCGGGUUGUGUGUGGGAUGCUCGGCUUUCCAGAGGCUACCAAGCACAAUGUCAGAACAUACAAGAAAAUAUGGGAUACCAAGGUUGCAGAUCCUUCAACAAGAUUGAGCCUCAUGUCAAAGAAGAAGGGAUUCUGGGUAGAAAAGGUUCACUGUCGGGGCACUGAAAACACCCUGUCAGAGUGCCUUGCUCAGCUGUCAAUCCCCCGUAGUCCCACCCCUUGUAAGAACGGGAGACAUGCAGUGGUGAAGUGUGUACCAGGACCUCAGUUUUCUCGCAUCUCCUCAGGAAGACCUCAGGCCCCAUAUCCAGUUGUGCCUGUGCGUCUGAAGGCCGGCCCCAGGCUGGGCGAGGGUCGCGUGGAGGUCCUCCGAGAAGGAAAAUGGGGGACCAUCGUGGAUCACAUGUGGGACAGAACAGCAGCCAGUGUGGUUUGCAGAGAACUGGGCUUCGGUACUGCCAAGGACGCCCUGCAAGGAGCCUUUAUGGGUCAAGGUACGGGACCUAUCCAUAUGAACAGUGUCCAGUGUAUGGGGUCAGAGCGCUCCAUCUUGGACUGCUACUUCCAGGAAGUCCAACCAUGGACAUUCAAACACAGUCAGGAUGCCUCAGUACGCUGUAACGUCCCCAAGACUGGCAUAGAGAACACGGUGCGGCUUGCUGGUGGUAGAGUGGCAUCAGAAGGCCGUGUGGAGGUGUUGAUGGAGGUCGGGGGUCGUAAGCGCUGGGGCACUGUCUGUAGUGAGAACUGGGGCAUCAACGAGGCCAUGGUGGUAUGCAGACAGCUCGGCCUGGGCUUUGCUGCCAGCGCUCACCAGGAGACCUGGUACUGGUCCGGUGACCCGAAUGCAGCUGAGCUGAUUCUCAGUGGAACUCACUGUGUUGGCACAGAGUUUUCGAUUCAACAGUGUCGCCGCAACAACCACGUGCAUUGUCCUCGAGGAGGUGGAAAUAAGGCCGCUGGGGUCAGCUGUUCAGACACUGCACCUGACCUCGUUCUGGAUGCCCAGCUGGUCCAGGAGACAGCCUACCUGGAAGACCGACCCCUCCACCUGCUGACCUGUGCCAAUGAGGAGAACUGUCUGUCCUCGUCUGCUGCCAGGAUGAACUGGCCUUAUGGCCACCGACGCCUGCUGCGCUUCUCCUCCCGCAUCAUGAACCUUGGUCGGUCCGAUUUCAGACCCAAAGCAACAAGAGAGAGCUGGACGUGGCACCAGUGUCACAGGCACUAUCACAGCAUCGAGGUGUUCACCCAUUACGACCUGCUGACUCUGAAUGGCACGAGGAUCGCAGAGGGACACAAGGCCAGUUUCUGUCUGGAGGACACGUACUGCCCCGAUGGACUGCAGAAGCGGUUCUCCUGCUAUAACAUGGGUGAUCAGGGCAUCUCUGUGGGCUGCUGGGAUACGUACCGCCACGAUAUCGACUGUCAGUGGAUUGAUGUGACAGACGUACGGCCAGGAGACUACAUCUUCCAGGUGGAAGUCAACCCCUCAAUGGACAUGGCUGAGUCUGACUUCAUGAACAAUGUCAUGAGAUGCCGGUGCAAAUACGACGGCCACAGAGCGUACAUGUAUGGAUGCCAUGCAGGUGAUGCAUACAGUGCAGAGAUUGAAGACCUCUUUGAGCACCAGAGGCAGAUCACCAACAACUUUGUGUAGCCCCUCCCAGGGCCCAGUACGAAGGCCUUCCAGUGGGGCCCAGAGACUACUCAGGGUGGGCUGAGGUCGAUGGCUCCAGGCCCUUGGGACCUUAGGACCCACAAUAACGGAGAACACACAAAAAUGGCGCCUGUUCAUCUCCUUGGCAGACGUGGAUAAAAUAUUCAUAAGCGCAUCAUAUUACAACAGCGUCCAUUGCAAAGAGUCCAUUGACAACAAGAUCGGAGCAGGUGCCUGAUGGCUCAACAUGUUUUUUUUACUCUAGUUAAAAAGGUAUUGGAUAACGAUUCAACCUAUACUGAUUUUUGUGAAUGUGGACGAUUAGUAACUUAAAUUAGUUAUUCAAAACAUAUACACAUGAAAGACCUAUAACUAAUCUGUCACAAAGACAAUGGGGAAGUCGGUGCUGCUGGGAAAUCUCAUUCCCGGCCUCAAAAAUAUGAAAAUCUGAGGAAAAAGAAAAAAAAAUUGUGAGUUUGUAUAAUUUCUGUCUCUGAUUUAAUUCACAUGUAGCAAAACGUACUAUAAUUGGCUCUGUUGGUGUUAUUUCACCCAAAUUCUCUACUUAUUGAAUCAUUUGUAACUUCCGCUUGUACAUUACAUUAUUUCAAUAUUGGUGCUCUGUAACAAUACUGUGUCAUUAUAUUAACCUCACUACAUUUCAGGUGAACAGUGUUGUAUAAUUCAUUUCAGGUAGUCUCCUUUUACAGUUAAUUAGAUAUUUUAAAAAUUGCUUUGGUUUGAACAAAAUCAUCGUAAAUCGUGCUCCAGAGUUUUGCUUCUCAUCUAGAGUAGGUAAGAAAAGGUCAAAUGAUUUUUAAUGGAACAAAGCACUUUAUCUUUUAAACAUCAGUAUUCUAGUUUUGCCCCAACAUUUUAAUUAGCUACCAAAUUGACUUUUUAGGGAGUUUAUCUAAAAAAAUGCUCCAUUAUGUUUUACAUUUCAGGAAGUGAAAUAUAAGGUUUGUGUUUAGUUUUCAUAUACAAUGUACUAUUUAUGCUGUAACUUUAUUUAUUCAUGGUCUUCACACAUACUGUACACAGCAUGCUCAGUAAAGAGUUUGUUAGCUAGCGUUUGACUAACCGUACUGAAUAUUUUUUGUUUUUCUGACAUAAUUAACCAGGGAGAAAAAGUGAUGUUGUGCAGAGGUUACAGAACAUGGCAUCAGAGCGUUCCCAUGAUGCAGAUGAAUAAUUGUUGAUUCAUUUCAGUUAUUAAAACAACUGUAACUGUACAGUUUUCCCCUCCAGCCUCUCUGAUGGGAGGGAGAACCGGCAUGACAAAACCACAGUAUUGUGGUAGGCAGGCAGGCUGGGUUUUGAGAGCAUAUAAAAAGCCUUUUAAUUACGUCUGUUUGGGUUAGACUUAAGGUUACGGUUAAGGUUAGGGCUAUAGCAUGUGCUUUAUAAAGAAACGCUAUGGAUUUGUUGCUUGUCGGAAUCAGGGAAAGAGCAAGAAUCUGGAUUUCCAUCCUUACAAGAGGAAAGACUCUGAGCGAGGGAGACGGCGAGUGAAUGAAUGAGAAAGUACGACAGAAGGAGGGAAGGGGACGAAGUUUGGAGAAAGACUUAUGCAGACAUACAGUUUUUACUACCAGAGCUGCCUUUUUGUCGGCAGCCAUGCAGAGACCACAAGCUGGCAUUUUCAGCUCCCCAACGAGAACAACAUGUUUGUCUGGGAGAAAAAAUAAACUCCUCAAUUCAUGCUUCAACACCGUAAACAGUGACCUUAUUUUCACUGAAGCCGGGCUUGCUGAAAUAUACUGUUUCUGUCUUUACUAACUUUUAAGCUCCGCACCAAACAAUGAUGCAACUCCAUUUUCUUUACAACAUGGAACUUGUGUUAAUCAUGCUGUUUCACCCCACUUGUGUGUUUGAUGUGUUGGGCUUAUUGUCUGGGUGGUUAAACGUGUUUAGAUGGUUUUCUAAUGGACAGUUUCCAGAACACGUUGUGGAAAAGGACACGUCACUCAUUUAGACGACCGUAGACUUCAUUAGUUUCUUUAGCAGAUGGUCUUCCUCCUCACUGGGCCUUCAUCAUUUUGACUCCAUGAAGAAAUAAUUUGCAGAUACAAAUGUUAGGAGAUCGAAAAGAACUGUUUGCUGAUGUCUUUUCUGUUGUUUUGUGCUUGUGUACAGAUGAUAUUGACAUAUUACCAUGGUCUGUUAUUUGUGUUAUUUAAAGUAUAUAUCACUCCAUAGCUUAAGUUGGUUCACAUUCACCACUCUCAUCACAUUACUGUAUUUGUACCCACAGCACUGGGACAGUGUCUGCCAUGGCCAGUCAUGCUUUUACUUUCUCUUUAAAGCUGAGAGUGUGAGCUACGUGGUGCUUAUGUACAAUCACAUUCAUAGAAAGCUGUGCUCUCAGGGACUUUUAACUCAUCUAAAGAGUAAACAUUACAUGUCAUUUGAUGUGAUUUAGGUUGCUUUUAGCUGUGAUGCACUCACGAUGACACCAAAUGAACUGCAGCUGUAUUUUUAUUUUUAUUUUUUUCGUCAGUGCUAUUACAAAAAGUAUUCUGUACCCGCGUGUUUUAUUUUGCAGGUAAAAUCUUCAGGUUCUGUUUUUCCUUGAGAAGAGUUAGGAUAACUGGAUAGACACUGGCUGAGUCAGAAGCAAAUUUCAGUUUCAGUUACAGAACAAAUCACAAGCCAUUCAUUCAUCAUUACUGUGAAUCAAUAAAACUUCAUCACAUACUAAA